AUGAGGUCUCUAAUGGCCUCAGCUUCUCUCACUCUUGCAUUGGCCAUAUUCCUUUUCAGCUUCCCAUCUGAAACUUCAGCAAACUACGCCUAUUCCUCUCCUCCACCUCCCAAGGAGCCAUACCACUACCCAUCUCCAUCGCCACCAGUUCACUCACCUCCUCCUCCAAAGGCUCCUUACCAUUACCCAUCACCACCACCACCACCUUAUAAGAAGCCCUACAAGUAUUCAUCUCCACCACCACCAGUCCACUCACCACCUCCUCCAUACCAUUACUCAUCACCCCCACCCCCACCUUACAAGAAGCCAUACAAGUACUCAUCUCCACCACCUCCAGUCCACUCACCACCUCCUCCAUACCAUUACUCAUCACCGCCACCACCACCUUACAAAAAGCCAUAUAAGUACAACUCUCCUCCACCACCAGUUCACAAGUACCCUCUUCCAGUGCACCACUCUCCACCACCACCUUACAAGAAGCCCUACAAGUACUCAUCUCCACCACCACCAGAGCACCACCACUCAUCUCCCCCACACCCUUAUGUUUACCACUCUCCACCACCACCAUCACCACAUAAGAAGCCUUAUGAGUAUAAGUCUCCUCCUCCUCCAGUCCAUUCCCCACCUCCACCACACUACCUCUAUAAAUCACCACCUCCACCUUACCACCAUUAG
Molecule: messenger RNA, 675 nt
Organism: Gastrolobium bilobum
Lineage: Eukaryota; Viridiplantae; Streptophyta; Magnoliopsida; Fabales; Fabaceae
Product: extensin-3-like
Exons: 2
Coding region: 1-675 (224 amino acids)
Biological process (GO): plant-type cell wall organization
Molecular function (GO): structural constituent of cell wall
Source: RefSeq, a predicted model, not a curated record